AUGAAAAACCGUAGAAGGCUGUUAGAUUCCGCUGUACCAUCUCUAUACUUGCCAAUUUUGGGACCCGGCCCUACCAUAGAUGCAAGUGCAGCUAAAAAUAGCGAAAUUCCUGUGGCCGGCACAUCGUCUGAAGAAGUGAUUGCUGGUUCACCGCUGAAAGACACAAAAGACUUGCCAACAGCUAAAACUCAGAGCGAUUGCUUAGACACGCCUACAAAACAAAAUAGGAAGUGUUCGCCUAUAGAUGUUACGCCAUCUGCUUAUGGCACUUUAGUCAACAAACGUCUUUGUAGAAGAAUCAUCGAAUUAACCAACGCAGUGAAGACAAAAAAUAAAAAAAUUAAAAAGUUAAGCGAUGCCAACAGAAGAUUAAAAAGAAAAUUUGAUUCUUUGAAGUCAUUAUUGGUAGAAUCAGAAAAUAAUACGGAGUAA
Molecule: messenger RNA, 432 nt
Organism: Arctia plantaginis
Lineage: Eukaryota; Metazoa; Arthropoda; Insecta; Lepidoptera; Erebidae
Source: the annotation of a GenBank genome assembly